Molecule: messenger RNA, 381 nt
Organism: Trypanosoma cruzi
Lineage: Eukaryota; Euglenozoa; Kinetoplastea; Trypanosomatida; Trypanosomatidae
Product: elongation factor 1-gamma (EF-1-gamma), putative
Exons: 1
Coding region: 1-381 (126 amino acids)
Biological process (GO): translational elongation
Molecular function (GO): translation elongation factor activity
Source: RefSeq, a predicted model, not a curated record
AUGGGACAUGGCGUGACGCCGUUGGAGGGCCCCGUGAGGCGUCCGCGGUUUUGCGGGGAAGAAGAAAAUGAACCCGCUGGAAUAGCUGCCGCCAGCCCGUUCGUGCUGGACGAGUUGAAGCGCGAGUACAGCCACACGGACACCCGCACGGUUGCUGCGCCGUACUUCUUCCAGCACCACGAUGCCGCCGGCUGCAAGACUUUGCGGUGCCGCCACAAAUACAAGGAGGAGAACAAAAUGCAGCGCAUGGAGCACGUGUGUGAGUAUUGCGUGGCGGUGGCAUGCCGUAGGCUAUGGAAGAAGUGGAUGACACGGAGCUGUUGGACUGCGGGGGAGGAUGACGAGCUACGCGUGCUGCAGGUGAGCGCGGCAUGCCGGUGA